AUGCGGGGGAAGAGCCGGGGAGCCGCAGGACGGGAUGGCAGCGAGCGACCGGGCUGCUCCGGGAAGCGCUGCCCGCGGCCGUGCGGCUCGGGGCUGGCCGCCCUCCUCUCGGCGCUGGCGGCCGCAUCCUGCCUCUACCUGGGGGUGCGGACCAGCGACCUCCAGGCCAGGCUGGCGGCCAUCGAGGGAGCCCGAGGGGGGUCCCCGGCCGCCGCCGCUCCGCUCCCGCCGCUGCCCGGCUUUUCCCUGGAGCAGCUGAACGCGAUGAUGCAGGAGAAAGUGGAGCGGCUCCUCGCCCAGAAGUCCUACGAGCACUUGGCAAAAAUACGAGUCGCGAGAGAAGUGCCUCCAGAAUGCAGCUGCCCACCAGGUCCUCCAGGGAAAAGAGGUAAGCGGGGCAGAAGAGGAGAGACUGGACCUCCUGGUCAGCCUGGUCCUCAAGGCCCUCCUGGUCCAAAAGGCGAGAAGGGAGAUCAAGGUGAUCAGGGCCCUCGGGGUCUGCCAGGCUUCCCCACAGUUGCUGCUCUGCACAGUAAUCAGAUCCUCACCGUCAAGGGGGACCAAGGACAAGCUGGACCCCCUGGGCCUCCAGGACCGCCAGGACCCAGAGGUCCCCCAGGAGAUACUGGCAAAGAUGGUCCUCGAGGGAUGCCUGGUAUUCCGGGUGAGCCUGGAAAAACAGGUGAACAAGGACUGACAGGACCUCAGGGGCCUCCAGGACAAAAGGGUUCUGUUGGAGUGCCUGGUGUUCCAGGGAGAGACGGACAAGUGGGUGAACCUGGUUUGCCUGGUGUAGCAGGAGAGAAGGGAGCAGCAGGACUUAAGGGUGAUGCUGGAGAAAAUGGACCAAAGGGUGACACAGGAGAAAAGGGUGACCCUGGUUCAUCUGCUGCAGGAAUUAAGGGAGAACCUGGUGAAUCUGGGCGACCUGGACAAAAGGGUGAACCAGGUUUCAUUGGUCCACAAGGAGAACCUGGAUUGCCAGGGCUGCCAGGAACAAAGGGUGACAGAGGAGAGGCAGGCCCACCUGGGAAGGGUGAGCGGGGUGAACCUGGACUUCCUGGACUAAAGGGGAAAACAGGUGAAUCUGGAUCUAGAGGCCCAAAAGGGUCAAAGGGUGAUACAGGUGACAGAGGUGACACAGGAUCUCCAGGUCCAAGGGGGCCACCUGGACAGAAGGGUGAUCAAGGUGCAACAGAGAUAAUUGAUUAUAAUGGCAAUAUUCAUGAAGCUCUUCAGAGGAUUGCCACCCUCACUGUCACGGGCCCACCAGGACCACCGGGACCCCAAGGGCUGCAAGGUCCAAAGGGUGAACCAGGAUCCCCAGGAGUUCCAGGAGUUGAUGGGGAGCAGGGUCCUAAAGGAUCAAAAGGAGAUAUGGGUGAACCCGGAAUGCCUGGAGAAAAGGGAGGAAUUGGACUUCCUGGCUUGCCAGGAGCCAAUGGUAUGAAAGGUGAAAAAGGAGAUGCUGGUUUGCCUGGUGCCCAAGGCCCUUCAAUCAUAGGACCACCUGGACCACCAGGGCCACAUGGUCCUCCAGGCCCCAUGGGACCUCAUGGUCUGCCUGGCCCAAAGGGAGCAUCUGGCUUAGACGGAAAGCCAGGACCCCGGGGUGUAGAUGGCCCAGUUGGUCCCCAUGGCCCUGCAGGUCCUAAAGGAGAUAGAGGUGAAAAGGGAACAGUAGGUGACCCUGGACCCAGAGGACCGUAUGGCUUGCCUGGUUUCCCUGGUCCUCGAGGAGAAAAGGGUGAUAUAGGAGAAAAGGGAGAAAAGGGAUUCCGUGGAAUUAAGGGGGAAAAAGGGGAGCCAGGCCAGCCUGGCCUGGAUGGGCUGGAUGCCCCUUGCCAAUUGGGUCCUGAUGGCUUACCCAUGCCUGGCUGUUGGCAAAAGGGAGUCACACCAUGGCUUAUUGCUAAAAAGAGAUAA
This is a messenger RNA of Cygnus atratus (black swan), 1926 nucleotides long. RefSeq names its product collagen type XXV alpha 1 chain (gene COL25A1). The record is from RefSeq and is a predicted model, not a curated record. The transcript is spliced from 35 exons. NCBI's taxonomy places the organism in Eukaryota, Metazoa, Chordata, Aves, Anseriformes, Anatidae. Bases 1 to 1926 code for a protein of 641 amino acids.